GCGGCGGGAGCGCGUCCCGUCCGGGUCCUGAGGAGCCGCCGCCGCCGCUCGCCAACAUGGCGGACCUGGAGGCCGUGCUGGCCGAUGUCAGCUACCUGAUGGCGAUGGAGAAGAGCAAGGCGACGCCGGCCGCUCGCGCCAGCAAGAAGAUCGUCCUGCCCGAGCCCAGUAUCCGGAGCGUGAUGCAGAAGUAUCUCGAGGAGAGACAUGAAAUCACUUUCAACAAGAUUUUUAAUCAGAAAAUUGGUUUCUUGCUAUUUAAAGAUUUUUGUUUGAAUGAAAUUAAUGAAGCUGUACCUCAGGUGAAGUUUUAUGAAGAGAUAAAAGAAUAUGAAAAGCUUGAGAAUGAGGAAGAUCGCCUUUGUAGAAGUCGACAAAUUUAUGAUACUUACAUCAUGAAGGAGCUGCUGUCUUGUUCACAUCCAUUCUCAAAGCAAGCUGUAGAACACGUGCAAAGUCAUCUAUCCAAGAAACAAGUGACAUCAACUCUUUUUCAGCCAUACAUAGAAGAAAUUUGUGAAAGUCUUCGAGGCAGCAUUUUUCAAAAAUUCAUGGAAAGUGACAAGUUCACUAGAUUUUGUCAGUGGAAAAACGUGGAAUUAAAUAUCCAUUUGACCAUGAAUGAUUUCAGCGUACAUAGGAUUAUCGGACGAGGAGGAUUCGGUGAAGUAUAUGGUUGCAGGAAAGCAGACACUGGAAAAAUGUAUGCGAUGAAAUGCUUGGAUAAGAAGAGGAUCAAGAUGAAACAAGGAGAAACCUUAGCCUUAAAUGAAAGGAUCAUGUUGUCCCUGGUGAGCACAGGAGAUUGUCCUUUCAUUGUCUGUAUGACCUACGCCUUCCAUACGCCAGAUAAACUCUGCUUCAUCUUGGAUCUGAUGAACGGGGGUGAUUUGCACUAUCACCUUUCACAGCACGGGGUGUUUUCUGAGAAGGAGAUGAGGUUUUAUGCCACAGAAGUCAUCCUGGGGCUGGAACACAUGCACAAUCGGUUUGUCGUUUACAGAGAUUUGAAGCCCGCAAAUAUCCUCUUGGAUGAACACGGACACAUUAGGAUAUCAGACCUUGGUCUUGCCUGCGAUUUUUCCAAAAAGAAGCCGCACGCGAGUGUGGGCACCCACGGGUACAUGGCUCCCGAGGUCCUGCAGAAAGGGACUGCGUACGACAGCAGUGCCGACUGGUUCUCCCUGGGUUGUAUGCUUUUCAAACUUCUGAGAGGUCACAGCCCUUUCAGACAACAUAAAACCAAAGAUAAGCAUGAGAUAGACCGAAUGACACUCACCAUGAAUGUGGAACUUCCAGACAUCUUCUCCCCUGAGCUGCAGUCCCUUCUGGAAGGCUUGCUCCAGCGAGACGUUAGUAAGCGACUCGGCUGCCACGGACGCGGUGCACAGGAACUAAAAACGCAUGACUUCUUCAGAGGCAUCGACUGGCAGCAAGUCUACCUGCAGAAGUACCCUCCACCCUUGAUCCCUCCCCGGGGGGAAGUCAAUGCGGCCGACGCCUUUGACAUCGGCUCAUUUGAUGAAGAGGAUACCAAAGGCAUCAAGCUUCUUGAUUGCGACCAAGAACUCUACAAGAACUUCCCUUUGGUGAUCUCUGAGCGCUGGCAGCAGGAAGUGGUGGAAACUGUUUAUGAAGCAGUAAAUGCAGACACGGAUAAAAUCGAGGCCAGGAAGAGAGCUAAAAAUAAGCAGCUUGGCCACGAAGAAGAUUACGCUCUGGGAAGAGACUGCAUCAUGCACGGGUACAUGCUGAAGCUGGGAAACCCAUUCCUGACUCAGUGGCAGCGUCGAUAUUUUUACCUCUUUCCAAACAGACUUGAAUGGAGAGGAGAGGGCGAGUCACGACAAAAUUUACUGACAAUGGAACAGAUUGUGUCUGUGGAAGAAACUCAGAUUAAAGACAAAAAGUGCAUUUUGUUGAGGAUAAAAGGAGGGAAGCAAUUUGUCUUGCAGUGUGAGAGUGACCCGGAGUUUCUGCAGUGGAAGAAAGAGCUGACGGAGACGUUCACCGAGGCCCAGCGGCUGUUACGUCGAGCCCCCAAGUUCCUCAACAAAUCCCGCUCGGCCGUCAUGGAGCUCUCGAAGCCGCCCCUCUGCCACAGGAACAGCAAUGGCCUCUGACCCCUGGCACGGGGAGCGUCCCACGAGAUGGCACCUCCUCUGGGAAGUCCGCAUGGGCUGCUCGACCCGCGAAGUGGAGCCUUUGGGAGAAGUGUGAGGAUGAGAGAUGGAGUCGCUCACCUCCGGGGUGCUCUGUGGCUGGGGGGACCCAGGACUCUGAGAUGCUCCUACUAGGAGUGGCGACCACCCUCAGGCUUGGGGGCGCCUCCUCCCCUCCUGAGGGCCUCCCGCCACGAUCGCAUCCAUCCGCCCUCGAAACUACUGAAGAAACGAAGUUCUCUUUCUUUGCCACACACUUCUUUUGGUUAUAGAUGAACCUAGAACUUGAAAUGAUUCCUACUGAUUGUGUCACUUUUUGCAUCCGAUAUCCAAUGUAUCUCAGGCUUGCCAAGAUGGGAUCAAACAGUCUGCUGUUCAGGUUGCCCCAGCGUUGCCACGCUCUGUCCAUAAUCGGCCCCGGCUGGGUUUAGAUGUCUUUGCUCCAUAGUCCUGGCAGGAUGGCAGACCAGCUGGGUGUCUUCUGUGCCCUUGAGAACCAGCAUCUCGUUGUCUCGGGGCUUGAAAGCUGCAGAGAUUUUCUGAAAGAGCUGCACCUGGGCCCUCCCCGCGGGUGCCGCACCCACGGGUACCAGCCUGCCUCUGACCGGGAGCUUAGGCAGCUGGGACCAAGGGCGUGGGAGCCACUCAACAUCGAAGGCGUCAGAUGGUAGAUGGUUGGAGGCUCACGGUGGCUCUGCAGGAGAGGCAGUGGCGUUUGCAUCUCACGGUGACACAGCCAUUUUCAAACCAUCAAGUCGGUGCACUUCCCCUGGGUGCACAGGACCGCCUGCGGGCGCCCGUCUCAGGCUUGGAUGGAAGCCGUCGUGAGACACAGCAACUCUGGUUCCCUCUGGCUGACCUCAGGAAGCAUCUGGGUAACGGAUGUGUCAAGGAAGGAAACUCCGUUUUACCUUUUAGUGUAAUUUAAAAAUGAAUUUUAUUGAAAAAAGAAUGCUGAAGACGAAUGUGUCAGAAUGGGUUAACUGUGUAUAUUGACUUGCAUUGUCGUUCAACUGUCAUUAGCGAAUAAUUCUCUGCCCUGGCGGGUUGUUCUGUGACAGCAACGGCCUGAUCCCAGUGGCCUCCUCUCCCCGUGGUUCGUUUCAUGUCCCAAAUAAGUGCUGGUUUAUAAGAACCAGUGUGUUUCCCAGCCAAGUCCUCCGUGUCAUCAGACUAAAAAUAAUAACAAUAAUUUUCAGAGUCCACGUA
This is a messenger RNA of Eubalaena glacialis (North Atlantic right whale), 3371 nucleotides long. Its product is annotated as beta-adrenergic receptor kinase 2. The record is from RefSeq and is a predicted model, not a curated record. The transcript has 21 exons. Gene Ontology annotation, biological process: protein phosphorylation; G protein-coupled receptor signaling pathway; regulation of signal transduction. Gene Ontology annotation, molecular function: G protein-coupled receptor binding; ATP binding; G protein-coupled receptor kinase activity. Lineage: Eukaryota; Metazoa; Chordata; Mammalia; Artiodactyla; Balaenidae. The coding region runs from base 57 to 2123 and encodes 688 amino acids.